This is a messenger RNA of Spathaspora passalidarum NRRL Y-27907, 1632 nucleotides long. Its product is annotated as M20 family metallopeptidase. Lineage: Eukaryota; Fungi; Ascomycota; Pichiomycetes; Serinales; Debaryomycetaceae. Bases 1 to 1632 code for a protein of 543 amino acids. The transcript has a single exon. Gene Ontology annotation, molecular function: metallocarboxypeptidase activity. The record is from RefSeq and is a predicted model, not a curated record. Gene Ontology annotation, cellular component: fungal-type vacuole lumen.
AUGUAUGUCUGCAAAACAUUAUACCAUAGCUCGAUCUUCACAAGAUCUAGUUUAUGUCCGUUAUAUGAACCUAUUGCUCCCUCAUCGUUCCACAGAGACGAUUCCAAGGUCCUUUCUAUUUUGUUUGACAACAAAUAUAGAAAGCAGUCGAUUGAAAGAUUAUCUGGGGCCAUCCAAAUUGAUACUCAGAUCUCCGAUCAUUUGCCAGAUGUCCCAGAUUCUCCAGAGACUUGGGAGAAAUUUAAGAACUUCCACCAAUAUUUAGAAGAAAAAUUCCCCUUGGUUUAUGAAAACUUGGAAGUUGAACGCGUUAACACUUAUGGUUUAAUUUUCCACUGGAAAGGGUUAUCACCAAAGUUGAAACCGGUGUUGUUGAUGGCUCAUCAAGAUACUGUUCCUGUACAGAAGGAUACGAUCGCUGAUUGGAGUUAUCCUCCGUUAUCUGGUCAUUAUGAUGGCCAAUAUAUUUAUGGAAGAGGCGCUGCUGAUUGUAAGAAUGUGUUGAUUGCCAUAUUGGAGACUUUAGAGUUGUUGAUUUCUCAAGAUUAUCAACCACGCAGAUCUAUAAUUGCCGCAUUUGGGUUUGAUGAAGAGUCUUCAGGAUAUCUCAGUGCUGGUAAGAUUGCCAAACGGUUGGAGAAAAAAUUCGGUAAGGAUUCCAUGUAUGCUAUUAUUGAUGAAGGAAAUGGGUUAACAGUUGACAGUUUAACCAAUACAAUUGUGGCUAUCCCAGGUACUGGUGAGAAGGGGUAUGUUGACAUUUCGGUCGAGUUGACUACGCCAGGAGGGCACUCCUCAAUUCCACCAGAUCAUACUUCUAUUGGUAUUGUAGCCGAAUUAGCUUAUUUGAUUGAGAAGGAUCCAUAUAAACCCGUGUUGACUAAUAAAAACCCUACCUUGGGUUACUAUCAAUGUUUGGCUUCUCAUGAUUCAAAGAAAAAGAUCGACUUUAAGUUUAAGAAAACAAUCUUGAAAGCUGGAUCGAGCCGUCGUGCAAAUAACAAGUUAAUCAAGUACAUCACCAGAAACAAGUUAACUAGGUAUUUAAUUGGAACUUCUCAAGCUUUGGAUAUUAUUAGAGGUGGAGAAAAGAAUAAUGCCUUGCCUGAAGUCACCAAGUUAUUAGUUAACCACAGAGUUGCAAUUGAAUCCAACAUUGAUGAAAUUAAAGAACACUUUGUCAAACGUGUUAUUAAACUUGCCAAGAAACACAAGCUUUCCGUCAAGGCAUUUGGUAAGCGUGUGUAUGGCCAAUCCAACAACGAAGCCGGAGAAUUUGUGAUCACUGAAUCUGGUAACUUGCCACCAGCACCUCCAACUCCGUUGAAUGACAAGGUUUGGGCUUAUUUGGCAGGGGUCACAAGGCAUGUAUUUGAAGAUUUAGUAUUCCCUGAGCUUGGAUAUCCUAUUAUUACUAGUCCCGCUAUUAUGACUGGAAACACUGAUACCAGACAUUAUUGGAAUUUAAGCAAGAAUAUUUUCAGAUACUCUCCUUAUUUUGUCAAUAACUUCUUGCAUGAUACCAAUGCACACAGUGUUGAUGAAAAAUUGAACUUUGAUGGUCAUUUACAAUUACAUGCUUUCUUCUAUGAAUACCUCCAGGCUAUUGAUACCAAGGAAGCUAAUAAUUAA